Molecule: messenger RNA, 3651 nt
Organism: Chinchilla lanigera (long-tailed chinchilla)
Lineage: Eukaryota; Metazoa; Chordata; Mammalia; Rodentia; Chinchillidae
Gene: Prdm4
Product: PR domain containing 4
Exons: 11
Coding region: 81-2471 (796 amino acids)
Biological process (GO): transcription by RNA polymerase II; cell fate commitment; regulation of transcription by RNA polymerase II
Cellular component (GO): cytoplasm; nucleus
Molecular function (GO): RNA polymerase II cis-regulatory region sequence-specific DNA binding; histone deacetylase binding; DNA-binding transcription factor activity, RNA polymerase II-specific
Source: RefSeq, a predicted model, not a curated record
CGGGCGUGCCGGCCGGUGCGGUGGGGGGCCGGCCCCGCCGACGGAGCUGCUUGGGCGCGUAGGGCGGCUUUGUCUCGAGGAUGAAUGAAAUGAACCUGAGCCCGGUGGGGAUGGAGCAGCUGACCUCCUCCUCUGUGAGCAGCGCCUUGCCGGUCUCGGGAGGUCACCUGGGCUUGGCUGCCUCGCCCACACACAGCGCCAUCCCUGCCCCAGGUCUGCCAGUGGCGAUUCCCAACCUGGGUCCAUCCCUGAGCUCCCUGCCUUCUGCUUUGUCUCUGAUGCUUCCAAUGGGAAUUGGGGACCGUGGGGUGAUGUGUGGGUUACCUGAGAGAAACUACACCCUCCCUCCACCACCUUACCCUCACCUGGAGAGCAGCUAUUUCAGAACCAUCCUCCCUGGCAUUUUAUCCUAUUUAGCGGACAGGCCGCCUCCUCAGUAUAUCCACCCCAACUCUAUAAAUGUCGAUGGCAAUGCGGCGUUAUCUAUCACCAAUAAUUCUUCAGCGCUAGAUCCCUAUCAGUCUAGUGGAAAUGUUGGGUUGGAACCAGGUAUUGUCUCAAUAGACUCUCGUUCUGUGAACACACAUGGUGCCCAAAGUCUACAUCCCAGUGAUGGCCAUGAGGUGGCCUUGGACACCACGAUCACCAUGGAGAACGUGUCCAGGGUCACCAGCCCACUCUCCACUGAUGGGAUGACAGAGGAGCUCACGAUGGACGGCGUUGCAGGCGAGCACUCCCAAAUCCCAAAUGGCUCCCGAAAUCACGAACCGCUCUCUGUGGAUUCUGUGAACAGCAACCUUGCCACAGACACCGUGGGGCAUGGUGGUGUUAUCCCCAUUCAUGGCAACGGCCUGGAGCUCCCCGUAGUCAUGGAGACAGACCACAUUGCCAGUCGGGUGAGCGGGAUGCCCGACAGUGCCCUCAGUGACUCCAUCCACACCGUGGCCAUGAGCACCAACUCUGUCAGUGUGGCCCUCUCUACCUCACACAACCUCGCCUCCCUAGAGUCGGUUUCCCUCCACGAAGUUGGCCUCAGCCUUGAGCCUGUGGCUGUCUCCUCCAUCACUCAAGAGGUUGCUAUGGGGACAGGUCACGUGGACGUGUCUUCAGACAGUCUCUCUUUUGUACCGCCUUCGCUGCAAAUGGAAGACUCCAACUCAAACAAGGAGAACAUGGCAACCUUGUUCACAAUUUGGUGCACGCUGUGUGACCGGGCCUACCCCUCUGACUGCCCCGACCAUGGACCGGUGACUUUUGUUCCUGAUUCUCCAAUAGAGAGUAGAGCGAGGCUCUCUCUCCCGAAGCAGCUUGUUCUUCGUCAGUCAGUCGUGGGCGCAGACAUCGGGGUGUGGACUGGAGAGACCAUUCCUGUGCGGACUUGCUUUGGGCCUCUGAUUGGUCAGCAGAGUCACUCCAUGGAGGUGGCUGAGUGGACAGACAAGGCCGUUAACCACAUCUGGAAGAUCUAUCACAGUGGCGUCCUAGAGUUCUGCAUCAUCACGACGGACGAAAACGAAUGCAACUGGAUGAUGUUUGUGCGCAAAGCCAGGAAUCGGGAAGAACAGAAUUUGGUGGCUUAUCCCCAUGAUGGCAAAAUCUAUUUCUGCACCUCCCAAGACAUCCCUCCUGAAAACGAGCUGCUUUUCUAUUAUAGUCGGGACUAUGCUCAGCAGAUGGGUGUUCCUGAGCACCCAGACGUGCACCUCUGCAACUGUGGGAAGGAAUGUAGCUCCUACACAGAGCUCAAGGCCCAUCUGACCAGCCACAUCCACAGCCACCUCCCUGGCCAGGGCCAGGGUGGCCAUGGGCCUGGCCACAGCAAGGAGAGGAAAUGGAAGUGUUCCGUGUGCCCACAGGCCUUCAUCUCCCCUUCCAAGCUGCAUGUCCACUUCAUGGGCCAUAUGGGGGUGAAGCCCCAUAAGUGCGAUUUCUGUAGCAAGGCUUUCAGUGACCCCAGCAACCUGCGGACCCACCUCAAGAUACACACAGGCCAGAAGAACUACCGGUGCACUCUUUGUGACAAGUCCUUCACCCAGAAGGCACACCUGGAGUCUCACAUGGUCAUCCACACUGGGGAGAAGAACCUCAAGUGUGACUACUGCGACAAGCUGUUCAUGCGGAGGCAGGACCUCAAGCAGCACGUGCUUAUCCACACUCAAGAACGGCAGAUCAAGUGUCCCAAGUGUGACAAGCUGUUCUUACGGACAAAUCACCUGAAGAAGCAUCUGAAUUCACACGAAGGAAAACGCGAUUACGUGUGCGAGAAGUGCACGAAGGCCUACCUGACCAAGUACCACCUCACCCGCCACCUGAAGACCUGCAAGGGGCCGGCGUCCGGCUCCUCCGCCCCGGAAGAGGAUGAGGACGAUGACUCCGAGGAGGAGGACCUGGCAGACCCCGUGGGGACGGAAGGCUGCAGGAUGAGCGGCGCUCUGUACGCAGCAGAUGAGCCCCUGUCCGUGCAUAAGUGACAGUGUGAGCCAGCUGCCCCCUGCAGUGGGUUCAUAGCAGACGGUUUCUGGUUUCCCUCCAGCCAGCUGUCACAACAGACGCGGAGUGGGGCGGCGCUUAGGAAAGAAGUCUCGGAUAAAACACUAUCAGACUGGGAGGAGAGAGCAGGCAUCCCAGUUCUGGUGAUGUGGGGGCGACUUUUCUGAGAUUGGUUCUUUUAUUUCCAUGACAAUCUGGGACAUGCAUUUGUGCCUGCGUCAAAGUGGCCUUCUGCCCAAACAAGUCAGAUGUAGUUCAGAUUCUUCAUUGCUCCCUCCCCUGCCUGGGAGUCGGAGACAUCCCACUCGUGCUCCCCCCCGUAGCCAUCCUCGGAGCUGGCUGUUCGGUGCGUGCUGUGACUGAAGUGCACUGCUGGGGCCUGGAGCAUAGCUGUGCAUGUGCGUGCCACUGUCUGUCACUCGCAGGCUGACAGCUAUUCCCCGCAACCUCUCCUGGUCACUGGGGAGUUAAGGGCGGAUCUGACGUCACAGUUCCCAGCAGGGUCUCGGGGCAGGUACAGGAAGGAGCAGCUAGUCAGUGGGCACGGAUGACGGGGGGAAGGAGGAUGGUACCUGCAGGAGGACUGGCUUCAGUGGGAGCCAGGGUGCGAUGCCUGGUUGUCAUCCCUGCAGGUCUUGGCAGCCCUGGCUAUCGCUGUGACUCUAGUAAAGCCCCUGCCACUGAUAAGGGACCUCGAGUCUGGAGCACCCAGACUACUGCCCGGUUGUCUCCUGGAAGCGGGUGCUCGUGCCUGUGAGACAGCAUGUGUGGGAAGGGAAGGAGCGCUCUUUAUGUUUGCGUCCUUGGUGAAAAGGAUCAAGCCACCGUUUACAUGUUCCCAAUUCCAAGCAAUGCUGACCCCCCACACGGGUGCCCUGGAGGGCGGGCCUUGCCAGUGGGUUCUGGAGGGACUGUCCAGGUAAGCACGAGGGUGCGUGAGGGUCUGGAAGGUACAGGGGGCCGCGCACCGCUCGGGCGCGCACCCCAGGCUGUGCAGGAAGCAGAUGCAUGCAGCGCGCUCUCACUCAGAGGUUCCACCUCUGGGCUGGGGCAGAGGACGCUGGUGAAGGUUUUGCUGCUAAUGUAUUUAUGGAAUGAAUGUAUUCAUUCAGAUGUGUAUUCCUCUAGGAAGGAUGAAAAUAAACAUUUUUUGUAAGUACA